Molecule: messenger RNA, 2336 nt
Organism: Oryzias melastigma (Indian medaka)
Lineage: Eukaryota; Metazoa; Chordata; Actinopteri; Beloniformes; Adrianichthyidae
Gene: pnkd
Product: PNKD metallo-beta-lactamase domain containing
Exons: 9
Coding region: 49-1128 (359 amino acids)
Cellular component (GO): mitochondrion
Molecular function (GO): hydroxyacylglutathione hydrolase activity
Source: RefSeq, a predicted model, not a curated record
AGUGUCUCCUUACGUCCCCUCUACGUCAUCACGUUGCGCUCAUCUGCGAUGGAGCUUUCUGAGUGGACGCUAGCGCUCGCGGCCGCCGCGUCCGUCUGCUGUUGUUUAUGUUUGUGGGUUCGGUUCCGGCGGUCCGCGCGAGGGUCCUGGAGGAAUCUGUGCGCUAAAAUAAUGGCUCGAACGGAGAAGCCGCUGUUCCGGAUCGCAUACACACUGUACACCCAGACCAGGCUGGGCUACAUGUACUACAAGAGACAGAUGAGGAAAGCCAGACAGAACUACCCGGCUGGACAUUCCUCCACCUGUCCUGCGGAGUUUAACGGUAUCAAAAUCAUUCCCAUCCCAGUUCUGUCGGACAACUACAGCUACCUGAUAGUGGACACGACCUCCAGUGUUGCAGUUGUUGUGGACCCUGCAGACCCUCAACUUGUCCAGGCAGUCCUUGAGGAUCAGGGAGUGAUGCUGGAAGCUAUCUUGUGCACACACAAGCACUGGGACCACAGCGGCGGGAACAAGGGGCUGAGGCGGCUCCACAGCUCGUGCCCAGUGUACGGGAGCGCGGCGGACAACAUUCCCGGCCUCACACACCCCCUCUCUGACAAAGACUCGGUAAAAGUCGGCCGGAUGCACUUUAAAGCUCUUUUCACUCCGGGUCACACGGUCGGUCACAUGAUCUACCUCCUGGACGGCCCAGCCGUCGGCGCCCCCUCCAGCCUGUUCUCCGGAGACCUGGUCUUCCUGUCUGGAUGUGGGAGGAUGUUUGAAGGCAGCUCCAGCACCAUGCUGUCAUCGCUGGACACCGUCGCCUCCUUGAAUGAUGAGACCCUCUUAUGGCCCGGUCAUGAGUAUGCGGAGGACAACCUGCUGUUUGCGGCGGAGGUGGAGCCUCGGAACUCAACCCGGGAGAACAAAUACCAGUGGGUGCUGCAGCAGCGCAGCCAGAAGCUGUGCACGUGCCCGUCCACCAUCGGGGAGGAGAAGCAGUACAACCCUUUCCUACGCAGCCAGUCCGCCGAGCUUCACCUGGCUCUGGGGGUCCAGCCGCUCCAGGACGAGGACUGGACUCGGUUCAGGGCGCGGGUGCUGGAGGAGCUGCGCAAACGCAAAGACCUCUUCAACAGGAGGUAGUGACGCUGCAGGGGGACGGGCGGCCCACGGGGUCGGCGACCUUUACCUGGAGAUGCAUCCAACCUGCUUCAGGAGAACAGAUGGAGCAUUCAGUCAUUUUAAGUCCUAACCCCCCCUUCAUGAGAUCCUUUAGUUUGUUAAGAUGUGAAUGACGUUUAGCACAGUUAGGAUUUACAUGGAACAUGUUUCUUCUCAAAUGAGGAAACUCGCUUCAGUUUCUGGACCUUAGAGGAACACGAGUUCUCCAUCCUACAGAAGAUCUGUCACCUGGUCGGGCUCCAGAGUUUCAUCUUUCCCAGACAGCAGGCAGAAAGUGUGGACCGAGUGGGUUUGUCUGCAGUUUCUGAGGUGGCCCCACCUGUGUUUGUCCACAUUAGUUCAAGUGGACACUCAGUGGGUUAACUCGCUAUGCUAGCCAGGCUCUCAGUGGACGUGUAGCAUGCUAUCAAGCUCUGCUGUAUCAAGCUAGCGAGCCCCGCUGUAGCAAGCUCCGCUGGAUCGAGCUCGCAAGCUUCGCUAGCGCAGCGACCCGACCCACUGAGUGUCCACUUAAGUCUGGACAAACACAAGCGGGGCCGCCUCAGAAACUGCAGACAAACCCACUCGGUCCACAUUUUCUGCCACUUGUAGACCUCACGGCUCAUCUGGAUUUGCUGUCUGGGUUUCUGCCGAGGACGGCUGAAUGACUCUGAGAGAGCUGACACUUUGGGAACACGGAUAUAUUUAUUCAUGUGAAGGGAUCACGGUACGGUUCAUUCAGACGGUUGUCUUCAGUUUACAGACAUUCACCAACGCUGAAUCUCUCUGUUGACUUUUGUUUUUUAGUAGAAGUUUCUUCAUUUCUUCUUUCCUGAAUACAAGAACCAGUUGGGUUCAGCUGUUACCGCCUCACGAGUCGCACACAAACGUUUGGAUUUAGAAUCCUAGUUCUGUGAAUGUAAACGUUCUAAAUGUUCUCACAGGUGAUGAUUGAAGUGUCUGAAGUCAUGUUAGAGGAAACCUUUGAAGGUACGAGACUUCACCACACAGACGAUCGUUUCAUGGGAGACUUGUCAGAAAUGAAACUCUUUGCCAAUCAUCACUUUAUGAUCUUUGUCAAAUAUGAACGUUUUUAUUCUGCUGUGACUUUUGUUGUUAUGAGCCUCAUUUUUGCACAAUGUUCUGAUCAAACCAACAAACUCAUUAAAACGAUUUGUUUUUGGUUUGGA